Lathyrus sativus (Indian pea) is the source of this 822-nucleotide messenger RNA. Lineage: Eukaryota; Viridiplantae; Streptophyta; Magnoliopsida; Fabales; Fabaceae. The record is from the annotation of a GenBank genome assembly.
AUGGCAACCUGUGAGAGCCUGCAACACAUCUUUGAUAACCUAUUGCCGGAAAAUCCAACACUGCUUGAAUCCCUUUCAUGGAACAAAAUUAAACCAGUAAAAUCCUUAGAGUCCCCUUCCUCCACCUGUACUGAGAUAUUUGGUGAACUUCAUUUCAAGGAAUCAUCGCCACCCUUAUCAACAACCGAGAUAAAAAACACAAAGGUCAACCAGGACAAAGACUCUGAAUCUUCUGAUAUUAAUCAAACUCCAUCUUCAGCUUCUUUUUCAAUUACUCAAAUAGCUAGUCCUGUCAACGGCAAGGACAAAAGCAGUGGCAGCUUUACAUGGUUGAGUUCUGAAAGCAUGCAUCUUUGCACGGAGGGUCUUGGUUUCGAGAGCUCGGAUGAUGUUGAGGACUCAAAGAGUGGAAUAAAUGAAUAUCGUCAAAUUGAUCAAAACGAGAAACAUGUCGAACAUCGUUUAUCUUCAAGAGAUCAUUCUUAUGGAAAAUGUAGGAGGUCAAGGGUUAGUGAAUACCCUCCUCCCAUUUCAAGCAUAGGGAGAACAGGGAAGCCUGGGGUUUAUUUCAGGUCUUAUAGGGAGAAUGGAAGAUUUGUCCUCGAAGAGGUAAGGAUACCGAAACAAGAGUUCCUUCGUGCUUAUAGGGAGGAUGGAAGGCUCAAGAUGCAGUUUGUUCAUCCUCCGGAGGACGAGUUUAUGGAAGAGGAAGGAGAAGAAGAGGAUGAUACAGGAAGCAUAGAUGAAGAAAGAGAAGAUAUUGGAAAAGAAGUUGAUGGUUGUGUAACACAUCAUUCAAAUGAAGAAAAAGAGAUUGCUUGA